AUGAAUUCAGUGAGGCCAGAGAUAGUUGAGCUAGUAUUUCAAGUCCGUAAAAAGAAGCGGUACAUUCAUCGUGACCGAGAAGAAAGCCAUUAUCAGCUAAUGAAAGACUACUUCAACGAGAAUUACACAUAUCCACCCGGAGUACUUUUACAGGCGAUUCAGGAUGCGACGAGAACUUUUCUUCGUAUCCUUAAUGAUGUCAAAGCUUAUGAUGACUACUUUGUCCAAAAAAAGGAUACGACUAGUCGUCUGGGGUUAUCUUCUAUACAGAAGAUGACAACUGUUGUUUGUAUACUCGCAUAUGGCUGUGCAGCCGAUCACUGUGAUGAAUAUAUUAAAAUCGGCGAAAGCACUGCCAUUAAAUGCUUGAAGGUAUUUUGUAAUGCUAUUGUUGCUGUGUAUGCGGAGGAGUAUAUGUGUCCACCCAACGAAGCCGACAUAGCAUGGCUGUUUGAAGAAGAUGAGCAGAGAGGAUUUCCAGUAUUCAACGGUAUCGUCAAUGACCAAUUACCUUCGGUUAAUUAUGUAGUGAAUGAAUAUCACUAUAGAAUGUGGUAUUACCUGUCUGAGGGUAUAUAUUUUAAGUGGACAACUAUGAUGCAGACCAUCUCGCACCCAACCACUAUAAAAGAAAAAUUGUUUGCUCAACGACAAGAGGCAUGCAGGAAAGAUAUGGAAUGGGCUUUUGGGGUAUUGCAGAUCAAGUGGGCAACAAUGCAAGGACCGGUGCGUUACUGGGAGAAAGAUGACUUGGGCCUCAUAAUGAAAACGUGCAUCAUACUUCAUAAUAUGAUCAUUGAAGAUGAAUGUUACGCAAAUGUUGGAAGAUGA
Molecule: messenger RNA, 831 nt
Organism: Cornus florida
Lineage: Eukaryota; Viridiplantae; Streptophyta; Magnoliopsida; Cornales; Cornaceae
Exons: 2
Coding region: 1-831 (276 amino acids)
Source: RefSeq, a predicted model, not a curated record